ACGAUUAGCAAUGUGAUAACUCUGGUAACACUGCUGUACCAGCCGGUAUAUUGAUAUUAGAAAUGUCUCUGUACGGUGGGAUCGAUGUGGAAAUAGCCAAAUCCGAGACAAAUCUCGGGAAGGCUAAUUUCAACUUCAUGAACGCGCAACUGAUGAGAAAAGCUCUCCCCAAACUUACGAAAUCCUCUGCUUCCGCAGCUGCCAUCAAAGAGGUCGUCAAGGAGACGUCCAGUGCUACGACAAUCCAUCCGGACGAGAUAUUUGUAGAGACGGACGCCUCCAAGAAGGAAAUAGCACAGGAGUACGACCCUGUCAAACCUAAUGACUACAGCGUGGUUAAUGCCCUCAUUCAGAAGAGGAAAAGAGAGAAGAAAUAUGAAGAGGAGAACAAGAGAGCCAAGCCACUCGUUUCUGCGUACGAUGACACUGAUAAACUGGGUAUAGAGGAUGACAUGGACUUCUACGAGGAUCCUAAUGUGAAGAAGAAAGAAGCCCGGGCACCGGGAGGUGGAUUUAGUGGAGAUAAAGACAACGAUUAUGAUGGACCCAGCACUACAGCUAAAGUGGACUGGUUAGUGGUUUAUCAGUUUAUGUACAUGUGUUACGGAGCAUGGAUUGAUCCCAAGAAGUUGUUGCAAGAGACGCAUAACGAAAAUGCUGGAGUCACGGUAAACCGUGUGAUGAGUAUGAAGAAUGUUAGCUCUAUAGCCAGUAAUAUAAUGAGCAAAUAUGGGUGGAAGGAGGGUCAAGGUUUGGGUAAGGAGGAGCAGGGUAUGGCCUCGGCUCUCCAAGUGGAGAAGACAGGUAGACAAAGGGGUGUUAUUGUGAAUGAGUCUGAGGAGCGAGCCAAGGCUAGGAUUGAAGUUUCUAAACAGGAAGAAGAGCGGAAAGCAAAGGCUGCAGAAGUAAAGAAGUCCUUGAAGCAACCCAGCAAAGUUAUUUUGCUGAAAAAUAUGGUGGGACCUGGGGAAGUUGAUGAUGAUUUGGAGGGGGAAACUCGUGAGGAAUGUUCAAAAUACGGAGAAGUUAUCCAGGUAGUGAUAUACGAGAUUCCUAGUGGGGUGGCUGUUGAAGAGGCUGUCAGGAUAUUUGUUCAGUUUAACCGAGUUGAGUCAGCUGUUAAAGCUGUCGUUGAUCUACAUAACAGAUUCUUUGGUGGUCGAACAGUGAAAUGUACGUUCUACCCAGUGGAAAAGUUCGAGGCUUUAGACCUGGCACCUCAAGCCGAUGAAUUGUGAUAGUUUUACCAUUUCGAACGCUACCAGCGAACUUUCUCAGAGCAUUCCCUAAACCUGGCGCAGCAGAAAUUUCCAGAGUUUUGACUCCAGAUCCCAUAUAAUAUAUAUAAUAUAUUACUUAUAAGUCAUGACUGUUCAUACUUCAUAUUAUCUACCUCUCUGCUUUUGCGACGAUAUGAUGAAAUUUUCUGUUAUUAUCAGCUGACCAGUCGAACUCGAUUUAAUGGCUGUGCGUUGGUUAUGACGUGGUUAUGACGUCAUGACGUUGGUUAUGGCGUUCAAUGCUUUAAGGACCACUUUUUAAUUUUUGGAUAAUUUAUUUAUUUAUACUGCUUUAUUUAAUUGUUGAAACUAUUAUAUACGUACUUAGAGAUUUCAUGAAUCAUGUCAUAUUCCAGAUUUAUCUAAUUAUGUCGACUAAAACGUUCAAAUAAAAUCCU
Bolinopsis microptera is the source of this 1678-nucleotide messenger RNA. Its product is annotated as splicing factor 45-like. The transcript is spliced from 11 exons. The record is from RefSeq and is a predicted model, not a curated record. Gene Ontology annotation, biological process: mRNA cis splicing, via spliceosome; alternative mRNA splicing, via spliceosome. Bases 63 to 1238 code for a protein of 391 amino acids. Gene Ontology annotation, molecular function: nucleic acid binding. NCBI's taxonomy places the organism in Eukaryota, Metazoa, Ctenophora, Tentaculata, Lobata, Bolinopsidae. Gene Ontology annotation, cellular component: precatalytic spliceosome.